Messenger RNA from Emiliania huxleyi CCMP1516, 1115 nucleotides. RefSeq lists its product as hypothetical. NCBI's taxonomy places the organism in Eukaryota, Haptophyta, Isochrysidales, Noelaerhabdaceae. The annotation marks the transcript as partial. The record is from RefSeq and is a predicted model, not a curated record. The transcript has 5 exons.
AUGCCCUCUCAAAACACGCCCUACUCGCAUUUCGAGCCGGCCUCGGCACCGUUCAACCCGCGCCACGCUGCAAUCGGUGGCUUUGCGGUCGGUGGCUUCCUCGCCUUUGCCGCUGCGCUUGCGGCGCUGGUGCUCUACUGCGAUCCCCAAAUCCAGACGCAGGCAGUGACGGUGGAAACAGCGCCGACGGCACACAAGUUUGCUGUCGACUUUUCCACGCCGGUCGAGCUCCAGGAGUACCGUGGCACCUGCUGGAUCUUUGCGGCGGUCGCAGUCCUCGAGUGGUCGUAUCGAUCGCAAGGCGUCGCGCGCGGCUGGCUCGGCGCCGAUCAGUACGUGAGGCUGUCGGAGCAGGCUUUCGGCGUGGCCGUCCUUGACGCCUGCCGCGCGCUCAACGAUGGAACCUCUUGCGUCGUCGGCGACGAGACCGCCGCACUUCCCUGGUCUGUCUGCCCGUACACCGCCAAGCCUGGCAGCGACGGCGAGUGCCCUGGCCUGGCUGAGGCGCGUGCGACCAACCCGCUCACCUUCUCGCUCGCGUCAAUCGACUGGCUGUACGAGCGGCGAGCCGUCACGCAGCGGUGCGUCGGACCCGACUCUGUGCCUGUGCCGCAACAGCUGUCCUUCGUCAAUAGGCGAGCCGUCACGCAGCGGCUGCGCGAGACGCAGCGGCUGAUGACCCUCUCCACGCCGCUGCUGACCGUGCGCUACCUGCUGCCCUGCACCGCCGCGUCGGCACACGUGCUCAAGUGCAACCCGAAGGACAAGGAGGAGUGCCGCGUGUGCCCCGCCGAGCCAGCCUUCGGCGGUGCCGCGUGCUGCGUCGUGUCGGAGCGCGAUUCGAGCACGAUGGGAGGCGAGUUCUUCCGGCUGCCGUCCGGCUCGCAUCUCGAGCCCGUGCUGGAGGGCGCGCACGCGAUGGCCCUCGUCGGCUACAGCGACGUCUUCCGAUCGCAGCAAGGCUUCGUGGGCGGCUACAUUGUCAAGAAUUCCUGGUGGGACGGGCUGCCGCCGGGGCCAGGAUGGAAGCAGGCGCGCGGGUCGCACUCCGUGGCGUUCUUCAUGCAGCAAGUCAGCCCUGCCGACGAGGCUGCAGUCUGCCCCAAUGCGCACGC